UCGUUUUGAAUAUACGUUUAGACCGGCGUGCGAGACAGUGAAAUCAAUCAGUCAGUCGGCAGCUGUCCGGAGACGCCGUUGAAUGUGCACUAAUUAGAGCAUUAAUUAAAUAAAAAGCAAAAGUCAGUAUACAACAACAAUAUGGUGGCCCAAUCGAAAAUAAGCCAGGUGUUCAGCUAUCAGAACUGGGUGCAUGCCGUCUCGGGCGCAGCCGGCGGCUGCAUAGCAAUGAGCACCUUUUAUCCACUGGACACCGUGCGCUCGCGCCUUCAAUUGGAGGAGAGCGGCGAAGUGCGCAGCACAAAGCGUGUUAUCAAAGAGAUAGUCUUGAAUGAAGGAUUCCAGUCGCUGUAUCGUGGACUUGGGCCAGUUCUGCAAAGCUUGUGCAUUUCGAAUUUUGUCUAUUUCUAUACAUUCCAUGCCCUCAAGCUGGUCACCUCAAAUGGGGCGCGUGGACAGCAGAGCGCCUUGAAGGAUCUCUUGCUGGGCAGCAUUGCGGGCGUCAUAAAUGUGUUCACAACGACCCCGUUCUGGGUAGUGAAUACGCGUUUACGCAUGCGCAACGUGGCCGGCACUUCCGACGAGGUGAAUAAGCACUAUACAAAUCUGCUCCAAGGCCUCAAAUACGUGGCCAAAACGGAGGGACUGUCCGGCCUCUGGUCGGGCACCAUACCCUCCCUCAUGCUAGUCUCCAAUCCCGCGCUACAGUUCAUGAUGUACGAGCUGCUCAAACGGAACCUGAUGAUAUUCACGGGCGGCGAAAUGGGCAGCCUGAGCUUUUUUGUAAUUGGCGCCAUUGCAAAGGCAUUUGCCACCGUGCUCACCUACCCACUGCAGUUGGUGCAGACUAAGCAACGUCAUCGCACCAAUGAUACGACCAACACCCCCUCCACAUCCGAGCAGGCAGGCAAGCAGCAAAAGACGCCAUCGAUGCUGGAGAUUAUGGUCAGCAUACUGCAGCAUCAAGGCAUUGGCGGUCUCUUCCGUGGCCUGGAAGCGAAGAUUCUGCAAACGGUGCUAACAGCGGCGCUGAUGUUUAUGGCCUAUGAGAAGAUCGCUGGAAUAGUUAAGCUGCUGUUGAAACGAUCCGCCUAAGAAGUUUCUAGUCUAUGCGUAAUUUAACUACAAAUACUUUAAAUGUAAGCUAAGUGGACACGAUGGGAUAUGGAUACUGAAAGCACACAUGUACACUCCAAAGUUA
Drosophila arizonae is the source of this 1201-nucleotide messenger RNA. RefSeq names its product Peroxisomal Membrane Protein 34 (gene PMP34). NCBI's taxonomy places the organism in Eukaryota, Metazoa, Arthropoda, Insecta, Diptera, Drosophilidae. The record is from RefSeq and is a predicted model, not a curated record. Gene Ontology annotation, biological process: transport. Gene Ontology annotation, molecular function: FMN transmembrane transporter activity; ATP transmembrane transporter activity; coenzyme A transmembrane transporter activity. Gene Ontology annotation, cellular component: peroxisomal membrane.